AUGAAGGUAGCUCUUCUUGCCCACAAAUCUGCUGAAGAGUUUCUACAAGUCCACAAGCCUAAGAAUAAGUCCGAAAGUAGUUCAGAAGAGGAUCGCUCUCCCGGUAUGGUGGUAAUUGUUCGAAACAACAAUGCUGCGAUGAUUGCUGGUCACUCUGGAGUCGCCCUCACUCGAUCUCCUCUAGAAGCAGAACUAAUUGCAAUUUGCGAUGGUCUUUUGUUGUUAAGCAAUCUGAACCCAUGCCCAGUUGUUUUUGCCUCUGAUUCUCAAAUUCUCAUCAACGCCAUGAUCUCAAGAACCCCUCCUUCAGAUUGGAGGGUUGCAAACCUCUUUGCUCAAGCCCGGUACCUCUCCUCAACCCGGCAAAUCAGCUGGUUAUGGACCAGCAGAAAGGCAAACCGUGCAGCAGACCACUUCGAUGCCCUUGCCCUAUCGGAUUCUUGCCCCUCAGAUUGGGUGUCGAACCCUCCUUCCUCCUUGAUGAAUAUUCUGGUGUAUGAUGGACUGCCAUGUCCUCAUUAG
Molecule: messenger RNA, 522 nt
Organism: Fragaria vesca subsp. vesca
Lineage: Eukaryota; Viridiplantae; Streptophyta; Magnoliopsida; Rosales; Rosaceae
Exons: 2
Coding region: 1-522 (173 amino acids)
Source: RefSeq, a predicted model, not a curated record